Molecule: messenger RNA, 4196 nt
Organism: Cyclopterus lumpus (lumpfish)
Lineage: Eukaryota; Metazoa; Chordata; Actinopteri; Perciformes; Cyclopteridae
Gene: gdap2
Product: ganglioside induced differentiation associated protein 2
Exons: 14
Coding region: 275-1759 (494 amino acids)
Source: RefSeq, a predicted model, not a curated record
GUCCGUUCCUGCAGCCAGCUUGACGCUGCAGCGAGAAGCCCCCGUAGCUCACUGGCUAAACGUGUAAACUCGACUAAUUGACCCCUUUAAACUGCAUUUCGACCGUUUCGCGACCACUUGGCUCGUUGACAUGAGCUCCCGGGACGACGGGACCGUCUCCUGAGGCCGCACGCUGUCGUGUCUGCAUCUGUUCUUCAUUUUUAAGUUUCUAUCUGUCUGCAGGAAGCGCAGCAGGAGAGGUCCAGCGUCAGACCCUCUAGAGCCCGGAGGCGGGAUGGACCCCCUGGGCGCUCGCUCCCAGUUCGUGGACAUCCAGACUCUCCCCACGUGGCAGCAGCAGCUGGGCGAGGGGGGCGGAGACCCGGACCCGGACCUGGACCUGAGCGACAGCCUGCAGGGCUUCCCCUCGCCCUUCCCCUUCAGACCGGACAUCAACCGCAAGAUCAUCCUCUUCUGCGGUGACGUCGCCCUGCUGAACUGCACCGCCAUCGUGAACACCAGCAACGAGUCGCUCAGCGACAAGAACCCCGUGUCCGACGGCGUGCACCGGCUGGCGGGACCCGAGCUGCGGGACGAGCUGUUCAAACUCAAAGGAUGCCGCACCGGAGAGGCCAAGCUGACCAAAGGCUUCAGCCUGGCGGCUCGGUUCAUCGUGCACACCGUGGGGCCCAAGUACAAAGCCAAGUACCGCACGGCGGCGGAGAGCUCGCUGUUCAGCUGCUACCGGAACACCAUGCAGCUCGCCGCAGAGCAGUCGAUGGCGUCUGUUGGCCUCUGUGUGGUGAGCACGGCCAAAAGAGGUUACCCACUGGAGGACGCUACACACAUCGCUUUCAGAACGGUGCGCAGGUUCCUGGAGAACCACGGAAACAACCUGGAGGCGGUGGUGUUCGCCGUGUCGGACUCAGAGGAGUCGGUGUACAGGAAGCUGCUGCCUCUGUACUACCCUCGCUCUGAGGAAGAGGAGAAGGUCUCUCUGCCCUUCAUCCCGGCCGACAUCGGCAACACUGAGGGGGAACCCGUCGUCCCCGAGAGGCAGAUCCGCAUCGCAGAGAAACCAGGAACCCUGGAAGAUGAUUCUGAAGAGGAGAGCCUGAGGUCGGAUCUGGGUCAGGUGGGGAACCACGCCUUCGCCCGGAUGGAGGGCGACGUGGACAAACAGCGGAAACAGAUCCUGCAGGGCCAGAUGUCGGAGGCGGCCAUCUUGAAACAACACCAGAGGAAUUAUGGUCGCUGGCUGUGUCGGGCGAGAGCAGAGGACCUGUCGGACGUCGCUGCACUGAAAGCCUUGUAUCAAACCGGUGUGGACAUGUGUGGCAGGACUGUGAUGGUUUUGGUUGGACGAAACAUCCCAGUGACCCUCAUUGAUAUCGAAAAGGCGCUGCUGUACUUCAUCCACGUCAUGGACCACAUCACAGUGAAGGAAUACGUGAUGGUUUACUUCCACACGCUGACCGGCGAGCACAACCACCUGGACUCCGACUUCCUCAAGAACCUCUACGACAUCGUGGACGCCAAGUUUAAGAAGAAUUUAAAGGCCUUCUACUUCGUGCAUCCGACGUUUCGCUCCAAGGUCUCGACGUGGUUCUUCACAACCUUCAGUGUGUCGGGGAUGAAGGACCGGGUCCGCUACCUGGACACCCUGCAGCAGCUCUUCACCUGCAUGAGGCCCGAGCAGAUCGACAUCCCUCCGUUCGUCCUGGACUACGACGCACGGGUGAAUGGGCCGUACCAUCGCUCCCAGUCCUCCAGCCUGUGACGAGGUGCCCGCCGGCCUGUCGAGCGGAAGCCAUGUAAUGGACGUCUUGUUGCCCGCGUGGCCCUGAACGCCUCACCCACCUCUUCAAAAGGCUUCCUUGCUGAGCCACAGACUGUUUGUGGUUUCCGGUCGUGGGUUUCCUGGAUUACGCCUUUACACCCAGAUUUCUUAUUCAGUAGUUUCCUCAAACAUCCCUAAAUAUGAAGUUGUUUUUUUUUUUUUUAAUCCGUCGUGCGGUCGUAUCGGACGGCCAUGUUGUCUCAGAGUAUUGUCAUAAAAAUAAUAAUAAAUAAAUGAAUGCUGGAGCAAGACGACGUCCUUCUGUCCGGCGCACGACGCCGGACGGGAGUAAAGUUUUACUCGAUCCAAAGCUGGAAAUUCCCACGUCGGCGCAUCUCUCAAUCGGUAAAAACACCCCGGUUAGCUCAGUGUCAUGUGACGUCACAACGCUUAUCCAUUUAGCGACUUUUAUAUCGACUUACUUGCUUUCUGUCCUCGAGUUCCAUGAGAAAAUUGAUCCCGCUCUCAUAUUGGUACAAUAAAUAUGAAGCCACGUCCAGACGUCUGUUAGCUUAGCUUAGCUUAGUUUAGCUUAGCUUAAAGACUGAAAGCCUUUUCUUUUUUUACUGGUUACACGAACAAGAUACAGAGUCAGUUCGUGAGCUUUAAAGGUGUAUUCUCUUACCUUUUGAACAGGUAGCUUCAUGUUUAACCCACAAAUAUAAAAGCGGUACCUCAACACGUUUCACAAAAUGUUAACGCAUCGGCUUUAAAUCCACACACAUUGUUUUGGGGGAAAUGUUUUCAAGGAUCGUCAAAGUUCUGCUGCUCUGUCUGCGUAUUCGCAGGAGGUUUUUGUAAUUUCUCCCCUUUUUUUUUUUUUUUAUGGUGUUUUUGUCACAAAUGUUGUAAAAAGGUUAGCACUAAAAACACUUCACGGAUCAGUCAAUCAACAGGAAAUGUAUUGUUUUUAUAUUGUUAUGAGUUUGAAUGCCUUUUUUGGGUUGCACAACGUUUAAUUUAGGACGUUGCCUGAGCCACUGGGAACUUUAUAGAUUAAACAAUAAAGUAAUUUAAUUAAAAUAAAUCAAUACAUUAAUCUAAAUAAAUGAGAAUCGGUCGUAAAGGCACGGAGCGGUUGUUAAAUCUUUCUUCAAGCUGCUUCCUGUCUGCAGCUCCUUUACCAGGAGGUCAGGAGGUUUUCAGCAGCUCUGCUAUUCAUUGAAGGCAUCGUUUUAUUUUAAAGGUACAAUUCACCCCCAAAUGUUAAAAAAAAAAAUGUUUAAAAAAAAUCCUCUUAACUGUAGUGUUAUUUAUCACUCCAGAUGUCUCGGUUAAUGAUGCUCACAUUUUUUUUUUUUUUUUAGAAACACACAUUUUAAAUACUUUUACUCAAGAUAAUCUUUACGUGGGAACUAUUUUCUCUCUACCAAACGACCGUAUCACCGCGCGGACGGAAGUGUGCAUUGAUACCGGAUUAUCUUGAGUAACGCGGUUCUGGACUUCUGGAAAAGAGACGUUGCUGUUGAGUUUUCCAAAUAGUUCCAUUAUAACCAACUCUAACGCAACCUGUUAUUUACCAAUGUAAAUGGCACUACAGGUGAAACGGGGGUGAACUGUCCCUUUAAGCCUUAAAGAGACAGUACAACAUUUGUUUGUGCUUCAUUUCGUUCAGCGUUUUAUCACAUUUUUCGUAUGGUUUACUUUAACGGGGGGCAAUUGGAUAAAAAUCAGACUAAACUUUUAAAACAUUUCGGAGAUUGCAUUACAUUUUUUAAGCAGUCGCUUUGUAGCAAACCCAAGACUUAACACAAUAUAUAUAGAUAUAUAUCUAUAUUUAUCAAUACAUACAGUAUAUCAAUCAUAUCUAUAUUUAUAUACAUAUAUGUUUGUGUGUGUGUGUAUAUAUAUAUAUAUAUAUAUAUAUAUAUAUAUAUAUAUAUAAUGAAUAUGAUUUCACACACCAUGCCGCACGACGUCAGGAAUCUGCACAGCUUUAAAUCAUUUAGGACGUUUUACUCGAUCGCUUUGCUAAAAAUCAAUGAAAUCAGUCAAAAUCAAAGUUUAAUCAAUCAAUUCUUUAAAUCUUUUUUUUCUAAAAAACGACUCGCAGGGAGAGACGAUUCCAAGUAGAGUCGCUUAGCAAUCGAGUGGAUUUUCUUUACACAAAAAUAAUUCUGAUUUAAGUCUGAAUUUGAAAAUGCAGCUGUGGAUUAUUAAAUAAACACACACAGAGAACCUCAGAUAACACAAACGUUGUAGCCCGAUGUGAUUAUGUCAGCAUGUAUAAAAAUGAUGAGCCAAACUUUCACUUCCUGGAAUUGUAUAUUAUCUUCUUUUUUCUUUUUUUAUGAUUUCAAGAUUUACAGUACGGUUACUGUGUUUUUUUUAAGAUAUAAAUAUAUACACACUGAUUAAAAUGAUUUUCCUCUGUAAA